Molecule: messenger RNA, 600 nt
Organism: Formica exsecta
Lineage: Eukaryota; Metazoa; Arthropoda; Insecta; Hymenoptera; Formicidae
Exons: 3
Coding region: 216-563 (115 amino acids)
Biological process (GO): mismatch repair; DNA replication; nucleotide-excision repair
Cellular component (GO): nucleus; DNA replication factor A complex; site of double-strand break
Molecular function (GO): single-stranded DNA binding; damaged DNA binding
Source: RefSeq, a predicted model, not a curated record
CCACUUGCCGAUUACAACGCUCAGAAUCAUCAUCUGUCUUUGUUUAAUUUUCGGUGAACAACAAAGAUGAAAUGAUACCGUGAACGUUGCCAAUAUCAAGUGAAAUAUGCCUUUGGCGCCAAACUUCUCUCGAUUUUUCGUUUAUGCAGUUAAAUGAUAAUCGUGUAUUUUUCCAAGGUUUCAGUCUCGAGAGAUACAUCGAUUAAUUUGAAAAAAUGUCGGAUAUACGUAUUUUGGGUAAACGAUUAGCACAACGCGUCGGGCAAGAAGCGAUCGUGCUUGGCAGAAUCACAGGAAAAAGUUCGGAUAGUAAGAGUGCAGAGAUAACAACAACGGAUGAUGCUCGAAUCAAUGUGGCAUUCCCAAAAUCGCUCGACGAAGAUAUCUCGGGUUACGUGGAAGUACGUGGUACUGUGAAGUCAAAGUCUACUAUGUCUUGCAACAACUUUCUAUUGUUUCCUCUAAGCAUGACGAAGGAUUUUGAUGUAAAUGGCUACAAUACCAUGGUGCAUAUGCGCUGCGCAGUGGGUAAUCAAUUAGAGGGAGUGUUUUGUGAAAAUUGAUACAAACAAAUAUAAUAAAAUUGAUAAUAUAUGCAAA